Molecule: messenger RNA, 2134 nt
Organism: Nicotiana attenuata
Lineage: Eukaryota; Viridiplantae; Streptophyta; Magnoliopsida; Solanales; Solanaceae
Product: probable monogalactosyldiacylglycerol synthase, chloroplastic
Exons: 8
Coding region: 240-1847 (535 amino acids)
Biological process (GO): glycolipid biosynthetic process
Molecular function (GO): hexosyltransferase activity
Source: RefSeq, a predicted model, not a curated record
ACACACACAACCCCAACCCCAACCCCAACCCACAUACACACUCUUUCAACAUCAGUGCCUUUCAUCUUACUUAGCUCUUUUAUUAAUAACCCUUUUUCUCAACUUUUUCUUGCUAUGUAAUGUAAAGAUUCUUGAUGCCCAGAAAAAAAAUUAAAAAUCCAAUCUUUAUGUUAUAUAUAAACACCCUUUUGGAUUAUCCACUGAUUUUAACCUUUUCCCCCCAAUAACAGAAGUGUAAAAUGAUGCAGCAUUCUUCUUCUGUAACUCAAGAACCCACUAACCCCUUUGGUUUUGUAUCUCAAGUAGGCUCUUUUGUGUUUCAUAACUCAUGUAGUAGAGUCAGCAAAAGUAACUUCACUUUAGAUUCAUAUUCAAAUUUGCUGUCUAAUUACUUGUAUUUUGAUUGUAAUGUAAAAAAAGAUUCUUUGAAUCACAAGAAUAAGCCAAAGGCUGCACCACUAUUGAGUUUGAGUAUUAGUAAUAAGAGUGCUUCAUCAUUUAGUAGAGUUCUUUUUCAGUUUAAUAAGGCUAUUAGGUUUCAUUGUGAGAAAAUCCCUCUUGGGUUUGCCUCAGUUGGGGUUAAUUGUGGAGAGAGCAAUGGGGUUAGGGAUGAGGGGAGUGUAGUAGAGAAUGGGGGAAUACCUAGCGAUGGUGUCGAACCGGAACCUCCGAAAAAGGUGCUUAUUUUGAUGAGUGAUACUGGUGGGGGUCACAGAGCCUCUGCUGAAGCUAUUAGGUCUGCUUUCAAUGAAGAAUUUGGAGAUAAAUAUCAGGUGUUCAUUACUGAUUUGUGGACAGAACAUACACCAUGGCCUUUUAACCAACUACCACGGAGUUACAACUUCUUAGUGAAACAUGGCUCUCUGUGGAGAAUGACAUAUUAUGCUACUGCUCCUCGUUUAGUUCAUCAGACCAAUUUUGCUGCUACAUCUACUUUUAUUGCUCGCGAGGUUGCUAAAGGUUUAAUGAAAUAUCAACCUGAUAUUAUUAUCAGUGUACAUCCUCUAAUGCAGCAUGUACCUCUUCGCAUCUUGAGGUCCAAGGGUCUCUUGAAGAAGAUCAUAUUUACAACUGUUAUAACAGAUUUAAGCACUUGUCAUCCUACAUGGUUUCACAAACUCGUUACUAGGUGCUACUGUCCAUCAGAAGAGGUAGCAAAACGAGCACUGAGAGCAGGUCUCAAGCCAUAUCAACUAAAAGUUUACGGGCUUCCCGUACGGCCAUCAUUUGUGAAGCCGGUUCCUCCCAAGGUUGAACUGAGGAAGGAACUUGGAAUGGAGGAGCAUCUCCCAGCUGUACUGUUGAUGGGUGGUGGGGAAGGGAUGGGCCCAAUAGAGGCAACUGCUCGAGCACUUGGAGAUGCACUGUAUGAUGAAAUUCAUGGGGAACCAAUAGGUCAGGUCCUAGUAAUAUGCGGCCGUAAUAAGAAGCUUUUCAACAGAUUGACUUCAGUACAGUGGAAAAUUCCUGUUCAGGUAAAGGGAUUUGUCACUAAAAUGGAGGAAUGUAUGGGCGCUUGUGAUUGCAUUAUCACUAAGGCUGGGCCGGGGACUAUUGCAGAAGCCGUGAUUCGAGGACUGCCUAUAAUUCUUAAUGAUUACAUUGCUGGACAGGAAGCUGGAAACGUUCCAUAUGUUAUCGAGAACGGAUGUGGGAAAUUCUCAAAGUCACCUAAAAAGAUAGCCAAUAUAGUAGCUCAGUGGUUUGGUCCAAGACAAGAUGAACUCAGAAUAAUGUCCCAAAAUGCUCUAAGAUUAGCAAGGCCAGAUGCUGUAUUUAAGAUAGUCCAUGACAUGCAUGAAUUGGUCAGGCAAAGAAAUUUUGAACCCCAGUGUUGUCCUGCUUAAAUUAAUUACAUCAGCUGGUGAGAGGUAACAAGUAUCCUGUGGAAUAGUCGAGGUGGGCGCAAGCUGGCUCAGAUGCCACAGUUAUAAAAAAAUAAUUGCACCAACUCAAUUUUGGCUCGUAGUAGAUUGUACUAUUGCCUUGAUUUUCCUCUCCUUUUUUACUUUCUUGUUCUCUGUUUAUUUAUGUUCAUUUGCCUAAUAGUGUAUUGAAUCCAAGAUAAACAAAAUCUUGUGGUCAAAUUCAUUUUUAGAUAAUAUAUAUUCCUGUCUCAUGGGGAUGUAUCAAA